Molecule: messenger RNA, 3392 nt
Organism: Musa acuminata AAA Group (dessert banana)
Lineage: Eukaryota; Viridiplantae; Streptophyta; Magnoliopsida; Zingiberales; Musaceae
Product: probable LRR receptor-like serine/threonine-protein kinase At1g06840
Exons: 21
Coding region: 377-3181 (934 amino acids)
Biological process (GO): protein phosphorylation
Molecular function (GO): protein kinase activity; protein binding; ATP binding
Source: RefSeq, a predicted model, not a curated record
CAACACACGAGCCAUUCUUGGCACCCGUUCUUUACCGCCCCGCGUCGCUCUCGUCUACAAUAAACAAGCAGUCCCACCUCCGUCACCUAAUGUGCCACCCCGUCCCUGUCCGCGGCGCAGCUUCUUCUUGUUCUCCCGCUUCCGCGGUCCGCCGAGGUAACCCUCGAGCUAACUUAUUUGAGAUCCAUUAAACCAGUGUGGAAGAAUUCCAAGUCUCCCGGUCUCGGCCCCCAUGAUGGUUCUUGGCAGCGUUGUGCGUUUCCACACAUCGGGAACGGCAUCGCGCUCCUGCCUCGCCUGGGUUUGAGCAUUUGGGGCUUCUUCGUCGCCUGCCGCUUCUGAUUUGGAGUUUGUUGAUAACUUGAUAUUGCUCAAGAUGAUUGGAGUCUUUCUUAUCUUUUAUGGGGCUAUUAUGACCAUAUCACCUACUUGCAUACUGCAUGUCGCACAAGCAUGGAGUACGGAUUCAUUAGAAAUCGGUGCAUUAAGGAUUAUCAGGGGCAGUUUGAUUGAUAACAUGAACAACCUCAAAUCUUGGAGCAAAGGAGAUCCAUGUACAUCGAACUGGACAGGAAUAUUUUGUUAUCCUGCACCAAAAGAUGGGUACCUGCAUAUACGAGAACUGCAACUGCUGAAGUUAAAUCUAUCGGGAACUCUGGCGCCUGAGCUUGGGCUUCUGUCUCAUUUGGAAAUAUUGGAUUUUAUGUGGAACGGCAUACAUGGAACCAUCCCAAAGGAGAUAGGCAACAUCACAUCCUUAAAACUUCUGCUUUUAAAUGGCAAUCUUAUUUCUGGUCCUUUACCUGAUGAGAUUGGUAACCUUUAUAAUCUGAAUAGGCUGCAAAUAGACCAGAACCAAAUUUCUGGGCCAAUACCUAAAUCAUUCGCUAAUUUGAGAAAAAUAAAGCAUCUGCACAUGAACAACAACUCGUUGAGUGGGCAAAUUCCACCAGAGUUGUCUAGACUGCCAAUCUUAUAUCAUUUCCUAGUGGAUAACAAUAACUUUUCUGGAUAUCUUCCACCAGAACUUGCAUCCCUGCCAUCUCUGAAAAUCCUUCAGCUUGAUAAUAACAAUUUCAGUGGCAGUUCCAUUCCAGCUUCUUUCAGCAACAUGACAAUGCUUGUAAAAUUGAGUCUCAGAAACUGCAGCUUGCAAGGAGCUAUUCCAGAUUUGAGUCAGAUACCUCGACUGGGCUAUUUGGAUCUCAGUUGGAACCAGUUGAAGGGGCCAUUACCAUCUAAACUUUCGAUUGAUAUAACUACCAUUGUUCUAUCACAUAACUACCUUAAUGGAACUAUACCUUUAACCUUUUCUGGACUGCCUAAACUCCAAAAAUUGUCCCUUGCAAACAAUCUACUUACUGGCUCUGUUCCGUCCUCUAUUUGGCAGAAUAUGACUUUUAACACAAAUGACACUCUUCUCUUGGACUUCCAGAACAAUUCUCUCACUGAUAUAUCAGAUGAUUACAGUCCUCCUGCAAAUGUCACAAUCUUGCUAUAUGGAAAUCCUGUCUGUGACAGUGAAAACCAACUCGAUAUAGUCCAUUUUUGUCAGUUGAAGACUAUAAGCGAAGCAUCUAGAAAUUCAACAAAGUCUAAAAUCAUGUGUAGGCGAUGCCCAGUGGAUAAAGAUUAUGAGCACAAUCCAUUAUCUCCUAUGCAAUGUUUGUGCGCUGUACCACUUGGAGUUGGAUUUCGGUUGAAAAGCCCAGGAAUAUCAGACUUUCGUUCAUAUAUUAAUGAUUUUGAGAUCAACCUGACUUCACUCCUCCACCUGUUUGUCUAUCAAUUGUAUAUUGACUCCUUUAUAUGGGAAAGUGGACCGAGGCUGAACAUGCAGUUAAAGUUAUUUCCUAGUAAUGUCAGUGUUUUCAAUGUAAGUGAAAUCUUGAGACUCAGAGGCAUCCUAGCUGGAUGGGAGAUUACACUUUCAGAUGUUUUUGGACCAUAUGAGCUCCUUAACUUCACAUUGGGAUCUUAUGCAAGUGAUAUUCCAGAUGCUUCAGAGUCAGGGUUAAGCAAAAAUGCUAUGGUAGGCAUCUUGGUGGGUGCUGUUGCUGGUGCCAUUGCUGUAUCUGUAGCUGUUACAGUACUUAUCAUGAGAAGAUAUCGUGGUUAUCGAGCCAUUUCAAGAAAACGAUCAUCAAUGAGAACUUCAAUUAAAAUCAAUGAUGUAAAAUGCUUUACGUUUGAAGACAUGGCUCGAGCCACAAGCAAUUUCAGCAACUCCACGCAAGUAGGCCAAGGAGGGUAUGGAAAAGUAUAUAGAGGAACUUUAGUCGAUGGAACACCUGUAGCCAUAAAAAGAGCACAAGAAGGAUCUGUACAAGGUUCAAAGGAGUUCUCAACAGAGAUAGAGUUAUUGUCAAGGUUGCAUCACCGUAAUUUAGUUUCUUUAGUUGGAUACUGCGAUGAACAAGAUGAACAGAUGCUGGUCUAUGAGUUCAUGCCUAAUGGCACUCUGCGUGAUCACCUUUCUGCUAAAUGUACAGAACCUCUGAGUUUUUCUAAGCGGUUGCACAUUGCACUGGGUUCUGCUAGGGGCAUCUUGUAUCUACAUAGUGAAGCAAAUCCUCCAAUUUUUCAUCGUGAUAUUAAAGCAAGCAAUAUAUUAUUAGACUUCAAAUUUGUUGCUAAAGUAGCUGAUUUUGGUCUCUCGCGACUGGCCCCUGGACAUGACGCUGAAGGCAUCACCCCUGGUCAUAUUUCAACUGUAGUAAAGGGCACUCCAGGAUACCUUGAUCCGGAGUAUCUUCUAACUCACAAGUUGACAGAUAGAAGUGAUGUCUAUAGUCUUGGGGUUGUAUUUUUGGAACUCUUGACUGGGAUGCGUCCAAUUUCUCAUGGCAAAAACAUAGUUAGAGAGGUGAAAACUGCCUGUCAAUGUGGAUUGAUGUUCUCAAUCAUUGACAGCCGCAUGAAUGCUUACCCUUCGGAAUGCAUGGAGAAAUUUAUUUCUUUGGCUCUUGGAUGUUGCCACGAUGAGACUGAUGUGAGACCGUCGAUGUCUGAAGUAGUUAGGGAGUUGGAAAACAUACUUCACAUGAUGCCUGAGGAUGCUACAUCAGAAGAUCUGGUAACAGAUUCUAGCAAGAUAGUCUCAGUCUCAUUUGUAUCAUCAGAAAGCUCAGGUGCAGAUCACCUUGUCAGCAGUGGAAUCCCUGCUGUUGCGGCCCGAUGAAACCACCAUGCCUUGUUUCCACUUUCCACCAUGUAUAUGUUUAGUACUUUUCUCUUUUCUUUCCUGAAUCUUCACUUCAAGAUACAGAUUAAGUUUGAAACACGAAAAUUAAAAAAAGAAAUAUUUAUAGGAAUAAUCUAAUAGUUGAUGUUCACUUUUCUCAUGACUAUCUGAAGGGCAUAUUUUCAAUAAGAAUCAUCAAAUUUACUAA